UGAUUCUGUGUUAGCUGUUCGGGUUUUAUAGCUGCCGAGGAACUUUCAAAGGCAACUACCAGAAGGUGUUGUAAAUCGAAAGUGUCUCUCUGUCCACAAAUACAUGUACGCAAAGAAUCACUUAGUACAGUAACCUUAUGACGAUACUACACAGCUGCCUAGCAUGGAAAGAGAAGUUAAGCAAGUUGUAGCCUUCCAAUACUUCUGCAUGCUGAACGCGGCAAUGGAACACCCUAGGUGACUGCAGCUGUCAGCUGUGCAGGGAAGCGUCAAAGGUUCCUUUUCUGUGACAUUGGACGAGCAGGGGGCCGAUCGCCGCGCUCAUCGCUGCCGUCGCAAGGCCCCCUCUCUUCCGCGGACAUGUGUCUGUCACUAAUUUGCUUUGGCGGGUGGGACGUCAGCCUUCGCGUGCGCUUUACCGUCGCAAAAUGGCUCUAUUGUGUCGGGUUUACAGCCACAGCCAUCGCUGUGUGGGUACUUCGCGAUUAUGGCGGCGAAUUCUUGGCUCGGGAAGUCAGCUCCUUCAAGUUAUGCAAGCAGUCCUCCGAUCCCACCCUGGUCCGCUCCUGUGCCGGCAAGGAAGUGGCCCUGCGGGUCAGCUUCGCCAACCUGAUCUACUUCGGCGCCCACCUGCUGGGGUGUCUGCUGCUCACGCGGUCUGAGGACCCCCGUGUGGAUCUGCAUGCGGGGCUGUGGGUGUGGCAGUUGGUCACGUGGCUGGGCUCCCUGAUCGGCUUCAUGUGGCUGCCCAAUACGGCACUGUACGGAUACGCCCAGUUUGCCAGAUACGCCAGCGGUGUCUUUCUCAUCUUACAGCUGGUGCUGCUCGUCAACUUUGUGUACGAGAUCAACGAGUGGCUGGUGGAGAGGGACACGCGGGCCGCCUGGGCGGUGCUGGUGGGGGGCACUGCAGUCAGCUUUGGGGGGGGACUGGUAGGUGUGGUCCUGACGGGCAUCACCUACCACUACUACGCCCCAACCGGCUCGUGCUCACUCAACCUGUUCUUCAUCACCUGGAACCUGGUGGUGGGGCUGCUGCUGGUGGGGGUGCUGUUCGUGCCCGGUAGGGCCCCCACCGCCGGGCUGCUCACCUCGGGGGCGGUCUGGCUCUACUGCUCCUACCUCACCUACUCGGCGCUGGCAUCUGAGCCAGCCAACCGCUGCGUGCGGGGCGGCGGUGUCAGCGCGGGCGGUUGGGUGGGGGUGGUGGCGUUCUUCAUCGCCCUGGCCGCCGUCAUCUAUACGACUCUGGAUGCAGGUAUCCGGGACAUGUUCGGGGGGGGCAAGAGUGCAGCAGGCUCUGGAGGUGAUGACGACUCACAGGAGCUGCCGUACCGUCCCGACUUCUUCCACUUGGUGUUUGCCACCGCCUCCUGCUACCUGGCCAUGCUCUUCACCAACUGGGCCGUCAGUCAGUCCACCACCGCCUUUGAGAUCGACAAGGGCUGGGCCAGUACCUGGGUCAAGGUGGCGAGUGGCUGGGUGUGCGCGCUGCUGUACGGCUGGACGGUCAUAGCCCCGGCUGUCCUCAAGGACCGGGAUUUUGGAUUUCCCGUUUGAGGGCCCGACCUGCACCUGCUCGGGGCCCCACCAGCACCAGCACAUUGGUCUAUUUUCGCUCCUAUGCGGGGUGACAGGGGGCAGGGGGGCUCUUGGGCUAGCAGAUACCGGGUGGUGCUCGGAGCCACCACUAAGUUCCUCCCAGUGUUUGCUCCCACCCAGCGGGCCCCGCGGUGUGGGGCUAGGUUGGACAACACUGGGUGCUCCCCUUUUGGGGGGGAAGGGGGGAGGGUGUUCGCAGGAGUCUGGGCAGGGCAGGGCAGAUCGCGAUGGCUCAUUACUCACGUGCAGAUGAUUUUGUGUGCGUUGUGGUGUGGUGUGGUGCGGUGUGGUGAAGGCUCAAGAUUUAUUUUGGCGCCAUCGUGAUUGCGGGGUACACCCACCAGAGGGGGGGGUUGCCCGGAAAGUAAUAAUACACGAAACGACCGAAAGAAAGAAAAGAGACGCCUGGAUGGAAGAGAUCUUAGUACUUAAAUGGAUGCUCCGAUGGCUGAACUCGUCCAGCGGCCCUAAAUCCUUUCUGAGGGGUUGUACGGGUGGCGGAUGUGCGAAUAGGGUUACUCCGAGUGGGCCGCGAGUACACCCCCCCGUGUAUUUAAUAGUUUUUAAUAGUGUGCUGUGUGUGUCUUGUGCACGGUUGCGAACCACAAUGGCAAGCCGAGGGGGAGGAAGUGGCUUGUUCUGGCGCCAACUGCUUUCCAGGUAGACAGACAAACAGACAGACAGUGUUACCCGGGUACUCAGUAUCCGCACUUUUAAGGGAGGAGAGCUCU
Molecule: messenger RNA, 2333 nt
Organism: Volvox carteri f. nagariensis
Lineage: Eukaryota; Viridiplantae; Chlorophyta; Chlorophyceae; Chlamydomonadales; Volvocaceae
Exons: 6
Coding region: 361-1560 (399 amino acids)
Cellular component (GO): membrane
Source: RefSeq, a predicted model, not a curated record